UACACACACGCCACUAUCGCCGACGCGCCUCCGCCGACGAUCAGUGUGUGUCUCGAGGGUUAUGCCGUGACAUGAACGCCGGCGAAUCGUACAAGGUGCUCGUGCUGGGCGACUCGAACGUCGGCAAAACGUGUCUGAUGCACAGGUUCUGCGACGAGACGUAUUACGACACGUACAUAUCGACCAUAGGAGUCGAUUACAAACAAAAGAUAAUUCAGUUGGACGAAAAACCAGUAAAGUUACAAAUAUGGGACACCGCUGGACAAGAACGAUUCCGGACACUGACCACGGCGUACUAUCGGGGCGCAAUGGGUAUACUACUCGUUUAUGACGUAACGAAUCUAGAUUCAUUCGACCAUUUGACGUACUGGUUGAAGAACAUUCAAGAAAACGCUGCGCCGGACGUUAUCAAAGUUUUGGCUGGUAACAAAUGCGACAACGAGACAGUGAGAGCCGUGGAUAAAGCAGACGGAGAAAAAAUAGCAGAAUGCUACGAUAUGCCGUUUUUUGAAGUCUCAUGUAAGAUGGACGUCAACGUGGAAGAAGCGUUUCAGGCAUUGGCCAAAAUGAUUAAAGAACGUUCCCAAUACUCGGUGAGAAAUUAAUUAUUAUGAAAUAUG
Molecule: messenger RNA, 620 nt
Organism: Acyrthosiphon pisum (pea aphid)
Lineage: Eukaryota; Metazoa; Arthropoda; Insecta; Hemiptera; Aphididae
Gene: RabX4
Product: RAS oncogene family member RabX4
Exons: 5
Coding region: 72-605 (177 amino acids)
Molecular function (GO): GTPase activity; GTP binding
Source: RefSeq, a predicted model, not a curated record